UAAUCACUUCACAAAUUAUAUAGCUUCACCACAAUAAAUUAUAUGGACAUGUUUAAGGACAAUGAGUUUGCCGGUGAGCUUACAACUUUCUUUCUUGUUAAUAGCUAAAUAAUAUGGCCGUGGACGCCUUAAUUUAGAAUUAAUAGAGGUUGCAGAUAAGAUUUAGGAAUGAGCAUCUUGAUAAAUCUUAGGGAAAAUCAAAACUUGAAAUUGGAUAAUACUAUAAUCCUUUGUCAUGAAUGGAGAUUGCCACAAAUCUUUGUUUAUGUCAAAAUACGUACCAUAACUAUGCCCAUUCCUUGGUUUUAAAGCCCUUAAUUUUGGUUUUUCCCUUGAAAACAAAGUUUGCUUACAUAGUUCUGGUUUUACCAAGCCCUUAGGUUUGGUUUUUUCCUUGAAAACAAAGUUUGAUUAACUAUUUAAGGAAUAUGAAGUUCCUGUAUCUAUUCCCUUUUGGGUACUCCAUCUCUUUCUCCGGGCUGAGCAUUUGCACAACACGCUUGGCUUCGUAAAGUUUCCAAAGUAAUUAGCAGGUGAUUUGUGUAUAUAAUUUGGUUGUUUUCUUCGAAAAAGGAGGUAAGAAGCAGAAAUUAAUGGGCAAAUCUAUUCUCAGCCGGAACAGGAAAGCAAUGGAGAAAGACAUUAUGAAGGAGUCCUCGGAGUCGAUGAACACUCCGAAACAUGUACUCAUCGUGAUGGAUGGCAUGAAAGAGUUCACAACAGAGCCGCUUGAAUGGGUGCUCGAGAAUAUUGUAAUCAACGCCGGUUCUACUGUCACUCUUCUUGGUGUCAUGCCAUGGCUUAACAUUCCCCUCUCUUCCAAGACAUGGCUGGAUGUUUGGCCGGUGGGAUUAGAAGAAUUAUCAUUUUUCAAAGAGAAAAAUGAGUCGAGGAGUGACAUCAAAUAUCUAAAGCUUCAGAAAGUCGUAAACCUUUGCAGCAAAUAUGGGGUUUUUCCACAGAAGAAAGUUAUAAUGGGUUAUCCCUCACGCUCGCUGGUUGUUGAGCAAAUUGCAACCCUUCAUGCGACAUGGGUGGUUUUCGACAGGCACCAGAAAAAUGACAGAAAAUUUUACGCUGGAAAACUUCCAUGUAAUAUGGUAAUGAUGAAUGAAGAUGGGGAGGUUGACAUGAUUAGAGGCCGGUCGAUGAUAGAAACUAUGGACAGUGCUCCUACUCUGCACAUCCCGAUAUCCGACCACUUAAAGGGAAUUCUUAAGAAACAAGCACAAGAUCAAGACCCUGAGGAAAUGGAUCAAGAUGGGAAGGACCUGAAAUGAUCACCUAGGCAGGCAGAAACUAAUAGAGGAUAGAGAUGCAAUAACUAAUAACUUGGCCAUGGUUUUUUUUUUAUUUACUUUGUAUCCACUUGAGAGUCAAGCCAUCAAAUUAAUCACCUUUUGUUUGGAAAAUGUACUUUGCCAAUAUAUUUUUCUGGUGGAAUAAGAAUUUGCUAUAUAUA
This is a messenger RNA of Malus domestica (apple), 1462 nucleotides long. RefSeq lists its product as uncharacterized. The record is from RefSeq and is a predicted model, not a curated record. Lineage: Eukaryota; Viridiplantae; Streptophyta; Magnoliopsida; Rosales; Rosaceae. Gene Ontology annotation, biological process: aromatic amino acid biosynthetic process. Gene Ontology annotation, molecular function: 3-dehydroquinate synthase activity; oxidoreductase activity.